AUGAAUACAUCAAUGAAUACAUCAACGACACUAACGACGCCUAACAGCAACCGGCAAUUUGAGCAAUCUUAUAAACUUGCGUUGAAACACUUUAUUAAUCGAAAUUUUUCACAAGCUUUCCAACAAUCACGUACACUUUUCAUUCAAGCAUUCGAUGAGUAUCGUACAGGUUCCAUCUCUAUGAACCUUUUGGUAAAGGUCAUUGAUUUGUAUCUUGUUGUUGUCGGGGUAAGUCUUCGGGAAAAGAGAUUGAAUCAGAUUAUGACUACAGAAGCUAAGAAUUCAAUUACUUCUAACGAAGUAUGGAACUUGAUUAGUAGCGUUUGGGGGAGCAAACAUGGGGAAGACGUACCGUGGGAGAUAUUGUACAAUUGGCAUCUUUUAAUGAUUUCUAAUCUUGAGUUGAUUCAAGAUCGACUGGAAUAUUUACGUGAUUUAAAGAGAGUCUACACGAGAUUGAGUAUUGAUGAAAUUGAUGGUGAAGGGCAGAGCGAGAAGUAUGUGAAUAAAUUGAUGAUUUUGAUCAAGUUUGAAAUCCUCCCGCGACUUGACCAGUACGAAGAGUCAUAUAGACUCAUUGGUGAUAAUGUGGAAGAAAGAGAGAAAUUAGAUAAAAUCAAACAAAAUCGUAUAGAUGCAGAACAAAAAGCCCAGGAAACGAAAAAGCAAGAAGAGAAGAAAUUGAAAGAAGAGAAAGAGAAACAAGAUGCCGAGGCGAGGAAAUUGGCACGGGAAAGUAAUCUAAAGUACCGAUCAAUAAAAGAGAUUCGUCGUGGCUAUGAAGAUAAUGGCGAUGAAAAGAGAUUAAGUAUCAAGGAAAAUCAAGAUAUAGAUGGAAGAGUGGACACUAUUAAACUGCGCUUGAUCUAUUUGUCAAAGUUGAUGAAAUCAUACUUGCUGCAAAACUACAUGGUAUUGAUUGUGUUAGUGAUUGCUGCUUUAGGAAGUGGGAAAUACUUGAGACAAGCAAACAUUAGAGAAAAAGUUAUUGAGACUGUGAAAAUGGCAUUUAAAUUUACAUAUGUAUAA
This is a messenger RNA of Lodderomyces elongisporus, 1029 nucleotides long. RefSeq lists its product as uncharacterized. The record is from RefSeq and is a predicted model, not a curated record. The transcript has a single exon. Bases 1 to 1029 code for a protein of 342 amino acids. Lineage: Eukaryota; Fungi; Ascomycota; Pichiomycetes; Serinales; Debaryomycetaceae.